This is a messenger RNA of Morus notabilis, 1746 nucleotides long. RefSeq lists its product as uncharacterized. The transcript has 15 exons. The record is from RefSeq and is a predicted model, not a curated record. Lineage: Eukaryota; Viridiplantae; Streptophyta; Magnoliopsida; Rosales; Moraceae. The coding region runs from base 239 to 1441 and encodes 400 amino acids.
CUCUUGUUUUCUCUCUCUAAAAUUAUAACUCCCUUUUUUUCUUUUCUUUCUUUUUCCCUCUAUCAUAUUAUGCUUCACUCCUUCACGUUUCUUUGAUCAUUCUUGUAUUAUUCACACCCCAGCAAAUGCAGUUUCCGAAGCUCGUUCUGAAAACCCGUUUUCUGGGAAACUCAUUUUCUGGGUUCUAAAAACAGGAAAGAAGCAGAGAAACAGAGUGGUUGACUUGAUUAAUCGAAAUAUGAAGCCUUCUUAUUUUCUAUCUUUACUUGUCGAUUCACACAGUAGGAGAUCUUGCUUUUGUAGCCUUAUCCCUGCAGCUUCUUUGCUUUGUCUAGUUUAUUUCAUAGGGAGUGCAUUUAUAGCACCAGAUUACAAAGAGAAGUUAUCACUUUGGGGAGUCACUGAUACGCUGCAGAAUUUUAAACUAAACAAAUGCAAGAAUCAAUGUAGACCUUCUGGAAGUGAGGCGUUACCUGAAGGUAUUGUCUGCAAGACUUCUAAUUUGGAAUUCCGGCCAUUAUGGGGUUCUCCAAAGAAAAUAGAAAGCUCUUCAGUUAACUUAUUCGCUGUGGCGGUUGGGAUAAAACAGAAAGAUCUUGUCAAUAAAAUGGUCAGAAAGUUUCUAUCCAGUAAUUUUGUUGUAAUGCUUUUCCAUUACGAUGGUAAUGUCGAUAAGUGGAAGACUUUUGAAUGGAGCGACCGUGUCAUACACGUAUCUGCGGUCAAUCAGACGAAAUGGUGGUUUGCAAAGCGUUUCUUGCAUCCUGAUAUAGUUGCUGAAUAUGAUUACAUUUUCCUUUGGGAUGAGGACCUUGGAGUUGACAGUUUCGACCCUAAACUGUAUAUUUCCAUUGUUCAAAGUGAAGGGCUGGAGAUAUCACAGCCCGCGCUUGAUCCAGUCAAAUCAGUGGAGCUGCAUCAUCAAAUAACUGCACGCGGGAGAAGAUCAACGGUGCACAGAAGAACUUACAAGCAUGGGAAGGGUUGUGAUGAGAACAGCAAAGCUCCUCCAUGCACCGGAUGGAUUGAAAUGAUGGCCCCAGUUUUUUCAAGAGCUGCGUGGCGAUGCGCAUGGUUUAUGAUCCAAAAUGACUUGAUCCACGCAUGGGGCCUAGAUAUGCAGCUUGGUUACUGUGCACAGGGUGAUCGAACUAAAAGUGUCGGUGUCGUUGAUGCUGAAUAUGUAGUUCACCAUGGUCGGUCUACAUUGGGAGGUGGAGAUGGAAAUAAGACUAAAUCUUCAGCAAAGAACCGGAUUUAUGGAAGAAAGAACAUCACAAGCAUGGAAAUUUCGCCACCACUUCAUUCCCAUUCCCAUUCCCAUCCAAAGGACCACAGAGCCGCUGUGAGGAGGCAAUCGUAUAUAGAAUUGGAUAUCUUCAAGAAACGAUGGGUGAAGGCCGUACAAGAGGACAAAUGUUGGGUUGAUCCAUACCAAUAACCACUAAAGAAGAGCAUAGAAUAUUAUCUAUAUGAUAUGCACUUUCUAAAAUCCUUGCCAAUAAUGUAGCACAGCAAAGAUGUUGUAGAGAGAAAUCAUAACAUGGAGAGACAUAAACAGGUAUUGAUGGUUAUACAUAUAGCUUUACCUUUAUUUAUUUAUUUAUUUAUUUUGUCUGUUCAGUUGAGUUAAAUAAUCACCCUAUGUCCCUAUUGUAAAUUUUUCAUUUUUUUUUUCACUUCUAUAAUUUCUCAUGUACAUAUUAUAGAUACAAGUAAGAAAGGAAAUAAAUACCAUGUUUUUCA